This is a messenger RNA of Menidia menidia (Atlantic silverside), 1077 nucleotides long. The record is from the annotation of a GenBank genome assembly. Lineage: Eukaryota; Metazoa; Chordata; Actinopteri; Atheriniformes; Atherinopsidae.
AUGUUCCAGGUGUUCGGCCCCCGGUGGCCCCGCGGGCCCCAGAUGUUCGUGCCCGCCCCGCUGAGGAGGAAGUACCCCGCCAUCGACUGCCUGGAGGGGCUCACCUGGAGCCUCUUCUUCCAGGAGGGCGAGCGGAGGAGGGCCCCCGACUACGUCCCCGAGAACAGCCUCCACCGGCCGGUGUGGCUCCAGGAGGACCCGGAGAACCCGGAGAACCCGGAGAACCCGGAGAACCCGGGGGUUGAAGCCUCCAUGAAGCACAUCAGGACCAUCCAGGAUCUCCUGGUGGAGAUCCGGCACCACGCCAGGGAGGAGGCGGACUCCGACCAGCUCUACGUCCUCAACGAGUGCAUCUACAGAGUCCAGAGGGAGAACCUGAGCGUGACCCUGGUGGGCAGGUUCAUGCUGAACGGCAGCUUGGCGGAGGCGGAGGCCUUCCGGCGUGCGUUCGGCGCCCAGCGGGCGGAGUCCUCCCUCCUGGAUCUGCGCGGCGGCCUGAAGGCCUCCGGGUUCCCGGACUUCUGCCGGCAGACCUUCCAGCUCCAGCAGUGCAGCUGGAACUGCGAGCGCUGGGGGCGCUACUUCCUGGCCGCCGUUUUGUCGGCCUCCGCGCGAAACUUCCGCGUGUUUUCCCUCUUCCUCAUGAGCGUGAUCGGGUGCGAGGUCGGCCGUUUGCGGGGCGCCGAGGGCCCGUUAUGCACCGCCUUCGUGGGGGAAAACCACCCCAUGGAGACCGGAAGUGAACCGCCCCCCCCACUCCCAACGGCGCCCGGGGGGCGGGGCUUCUACGGCUGCACGCUGGAGGAUUACGAGGGGGCGGAGCCAGGCCGGAGAAGAUGGCUGGAAAAGCUCCUGCAGAAGGAGAACGCCCUGUACGUCCAGGCCCGGGCGGCCAUGGACGCCGAGGGCCACGCCCAGCACACCGAGCUGGACGUGUUCGGCCGGAUAAAGGUCAUGAACAAGUACGUGUUCUCGUCCUACCUGGAGUUUUUCCGGGGCACGCCGGAGGGGAGGAAGCUGAAGAGAGGCUGCGCCCCCCAGUUCCCCGACCAGGAGGGGGCGCCCUUUGAGGCCUGA